This is a messenger RNA of Metopolophium dirhodum (rose-grain aphid), 1587 nucleotides long. RefSeq names its product spindle and kinetochore-associated protein 1-like. The coding region runs from base 462 to 1346 and encodes 294 amino acids. The record is from RefSeq and is a predicted model, not a curated record. Gene Ontology annotation, biological process: cell division; regulation of microtubule polymerization or depolymerization; chromosome segregation. Gene Ontology annotation, cellular component: outer kinetochore; spindle microtubule; mitotic spindle. Gene Ontology annotation, molecular function: microtubule binding. The transcript has 6 exons. Lineage: Eukaryota; Metazoa; Arthropoda; Insecta; Hemiptera; Aphididae.
CGUGAAAAUAAUAUAAUAAAAAAUAUAAUUUGAAUUUGCCGCAAAAAAAUAUUCGUAUAUCAUUGGUUCCACCUUAAGCUGGUUAUAUGAAUUUGAUAAUGAUAGCGAUAAAUAAUAACAAUCGUGAUUUCGAUAGUGAAGUGACACUUCCAUACUUUCAUGUAUUAUAAUUACCUUCCAUAAACGUAUUUUUUUAAAAAUAAUUACUUAUAUUUUUUCUGAAUGAAUUAGGUAGUGUACUAAAAAAUAAAUACAUAAUAUAAAUCUUAUCCUGUAUGGCUGUUUUGGACAUAAUUUCAAUUAUUUUAAGAUAAGAUUCAUAACUAUAGACAUCAUACCCACCUACAAAUAUAUGUACUCAUUAAGUGACGAUUGAUGAGUUAGUAUAUGGAGGAACUGUAUGUACCAGCAUUUUACUUCCAUUUAACAAGGUGUCUUUAAGAAAAAACAACAUAUUCAAGAUGAGUACUUUUAAUCUUGAAAAAAUGGUGGGAACCAUUGAUAAACUUAGUACUUCUCUAGAUGUAAUGUUAUGUUGCAAAGAUAGUGAAGGAGGACAAGAAAUAUUAGAAACGUGUGAACAAUUGGAUAGUUUAAUUAUGUCAUUUGACGAUCAGAUUAGUAUUCUCAAAGAUGCUCUAAUCAAAGAGAAAAAUGCCCGUCAAUCGUCAUUUCAAAGACAGUUGGAUGAAUUGAAAACAAUUGAGGAAAGAUGUAACCACAUGAUAGUUUAUAUCCAAUUAAAUACUGAACUUGAAACUCAGCAGUAUACUCAAAGUCAUGAAAUAAAAGAAUAUAAAGGAAAUAAUUCAAAUAAUAUGGCUAACAUUUCAAUGUCACCUGUACCGAAGUGGAAAGAUGGUCAUUCUCUAUCUGAAAACACUAUACACCAUACUACUAUAUCAAAUGGUACAAUAAUGAGUAACAGUAUGAUGGGACAGUCUUUAAAAUCUCAGGCUGCUAAACAAGUUCUUGAUAUUCCACUUCUAAAAUCUGUUAACAACGAUGAAAUGGAUUCUGUUCCAAAGUACAUGAAAGGUCGUUUAACUUCAUUAAAUGUGAAUGUUGUGAUAGAUGGUAUUAAUAUUGCAUUAGAAAAUAAAUAUGAAAUUUUGCAAAAGCCAAGAAACUUAUUAAAAAAAAAAGAUCAAGAUAUCUACAACACAUGGAAAAUUCAGCAAAACGAUGUUGGACAAGGUCAAUACUUUGUAACUGCUGAUGAUAUUUCUAGAUUUGGUGAGACAAAAGUGGAUAAAACUACAUUAAACAUAAUUCCCAUAUUAAGACAUUUAAAACGAUUAAAAGAAUCUCGAACAGGUGGCUUUGUUUACUAUUUACCUUACUAGAUCAUUAAUAUUAGAAAGAAAGAAAAAUAAUUAGAUAUUGUAAAAUAUAUUUUAAUCAACGGUUUAAUGAAUAUGUUAAAUUUAGCUAUUGAAGCAGACACUAAAUAAUAUAAUGUAUAUCAUAUUAUGUAUUAUAAUUUAAAGCUAUACUUAUUUUUAUACAUACAAAUUUUCAAUGAUUAUUUUUAAUACAUGAUGUAUUUUUUUUUAUAUAAACUAUUAAAGUAGCAAAUGCAGAAAA